AUGGGGGAUGGAUCGAUCCGCCCAUCCCUACCAGCGAAGUCCGCGCCCAAGAAGGGUUCAAAGAAGGCAGUUACUAAGACUGCUGGCAAAGGUGGAAAGAAGCGCAAGAGAGCCAGGAAGGAGAGCUAUGCUAUCUACGUGUAUAAAGUGCUGAAGCAGGUUCAUCCUGACACCGGAAUCUCUUCCAAGGCGAUGGGAAUCAUGAACUCUUUCGUCAACGACAUCUUCGAGCGCAUCGCCGGUGAAUCGUCUCGUCUCGCUCACUACAACAAGCGCUCCACCAUCACAUCGAGAGAGAUCCAGACCGCCGUGCGUCUGCUGCUGCCCGGUGAACUGGCCAAACACGCUGUGUCUGAGGGCACAAAGGCUGUGACCAAAUACACCAGCUCAAAGUAAAGUCUCACCUUGUUUGAUCAGCUAACUCAAAGGCUCUUUUAAGAGCCACCCAUGUUGUCUUUAAA
Messenger RNA from Labeo rohita (rohu), 461 nucleotides. Its product is annotated as histone H2B. Gene Ontology annotation, molecular function: protein heterodimerization activity; DNA binding; structural constituent of chromatin. The coding region runs from base 1 to 396 and encodes 131 amino acids. The transcript is spliced from 2 exons. NCBI's taxonomy places the organism in Eukaryota, Metazoa, Chordata, Actinopteri, Cypriniformes, Cyprinidae. The record is from RefSeq and is a predicted model, not a curated record. Gene Ontology annotation, cellular component: nucleosome.